AGUCAGUGUUGAGUAUUCUCGGUCGUCAAGUCAAAAUCAAGAUUAAAAAUCUUAGGAUAUACGAUUCUCGAGUCUAUUUAACAUCCAAAAGAUAAGUGUAUUGGAAGAAAAAUUUUGUGUAGCACUAGGUAGUCGUGUUUUUAUGCCGAUUGUUCAAUUCCAAACUGAAGUAUCUGUGUUUUAUAAAGUUACGUUGUGAGUGUGGAGCAUAUUUAAUAUCUACGUAGAACAGUUAAUAUUACGUGCUCUAAUAACCUCUUUGUAAACGUAGAAAAAUUGCCCAGACAAACGUCAAAAUCGAAAAAAAACUUCAGUGACAUUUCUGUGGCAAGUCCUUGAUUUUCUUUUUAUUUAUUGACAGUUAGCAAACUGGGUGCCGAACAAUCAGCCAUGUCCGUUUCUCAGAUGGAGAAAAACCUUUUUAAUCUUAAAUUUGCUGUAAAAGAAUUAGAAAGAAAUUCAAAAAAAUGCGAGAAAGAAGAAAAAUUAGAAAAAGCAAAGGUCAAGAAAGCAAUUCAGAAGGGAAAUAUGGAAGGUGCAAAAAUUCAUGCUGAAAAUGCCAUCAGGCAAAAAAAUCAAGCUUUGAAUUAUUUGAGAAUGAGUGCACGAGUUGAUGCUGUAGCUAGUAGGGUACAAACAGCUCUGACAACAAGAAAGGUUACACAAUCUAUGGCUGGAGUUGUAAAAGCUAUGGAUGCAGCUAUGAAAUCUAUGAAUCUAGAAAAAAUUUCUGGUCUCAUGGAUAAAUUUGAGAGUCAAUUUGAAGAUUUAGAUGUUCAAAGCUCUUACAUGGAGAAUGCAAUGUCACAAACUACCACAACAAAUGUUCCGCAAAAUGAUGUCGACAGCUUAAUGCAACAAAUAGCGGAUGAGGCUGGACUCGAAUUAAAUAUGGAGCUGCCUUCAGGACAACUGGGAAGUGUUGGAGCCUCAACAGCUGUCAGUCAAGAACAGGAUGAAUUAACACAAAGAUUAGCUAGACUUAGAGAAUAGAUGUAUAACAAAAUCAAUUAUAUGUAUGAUAUAAUUUUAUGUAUAUUUUUAAUAAUACUGAAAUGUUUAUUAUUAUAAGAUAAAAACACUUAAUUUUAUACAAGAAGUAUUGGUUUGAAACACCCUAAUUCUUACUAUUGAAUGACAUCAUAUGAAAUUAGCAGAGUUUUAUCCAUUGAUGUCUGGUUUUUUUAUCUAAAUAUAUUUUCCUUUAUAUAUAAAAUACUACAUAUUCAUUUGAAUUAUAAUUUGGAAAUGUACAGAUUAUGAAAAGGAACAUUAAUGCUGAAUUAAAAAUGAAUUGUUAUAUUUUCCAAGAUUAUUACAGAGUACUUUCUAAAAAGCUGUUUAAAUGCCUUAUUUGUUGGAUUGUUCCCUGGAUAUCAAUAAAAUCAUCAAGGAGAAAUGUGAGAAAACAA
This is a messenger RNA of Trichogramma pretiosum, 1412 nucleotides long. RefSeq names its product charged multivesicular body protein 1b (gene Chmp1). The record is from RefSeq and is a predicted model, not a curated record. Lineage: Eukaryota; Metazoa; Arthropoda; Insecta; Hymenoptera; Trichogrammatidae. Gene Ontology annotation, cellular component: multivesicular body; ESCRT III complex. The transcript has 3 exons. Bases 391 to 993 code for a protein of 200 amino acids. Gene Ontology annotation, biological process: late endosome to vacuole transport; endosome transport via multivesicular body sorting pathway; protein transport.